ACUUCCUCUAUUGCGUGGAUCGUGCAUCCAUCAGCUCGCACAUACAGCAUACCUUGCGUCACAGUGAGAAGGCGGCGCAGCAUUGACAAUCACCGAAAAUUGUCGCAUGACGUAUUUCCCCCAUCAGCUUCAAAUGGAGAUCAGCUGGAGAUGGAGGUUAUCACUGAAGGCCAGAACGUGGUGCUGAAAGGAAUCGAUUGUCCUGAGCCUGUGUACUUUUGCUGCGUUGAACCUCCGUCUUCGAAGUCUAAUCAAGAGUUUGAGCGCGCCUUGAGUGAAAUAGCUGUAGAGGAUCCUUCACUGCGAGUUCGAUAUGAUGGGGAAACUGGUCAGACCGUAGUGGAAACGAUGGGCGAGCUGCAUAUGGAUAUUAUCAAAAAUCGCCUUGUUCGAGACUAUGGUCUCAACGUGUUUGUCGGCCCCCUGCAGAUAGCUUAUCGAGAGAUUGUGGAUGAACCUGUCACGCAUGCAGCUACUGCGCAAGACACAAUGGAAGAGAAGAAACGGGUUCAACUGGAGCUCCCAUCUGAUGCGCCGACUGUUCGUGCAGAUUGGCUCAAAGCCAUAAAUGAAGGCUGUCUGAAUGCUGUCCAUAAUGGACCAAUACUAGGUUUCCCAGUACAAAAUAUUGUAAUUACUUUGAAGGCAAUUACUACCAGUGGAGGACGAGUCAACCCCGCUGUCUUGUCUGCUUGUGCCCAUAAAUGUGUUUCGGAGGCAUUUGAAAAAGCCAGUGCCCAUUUGAUUGAACCGGUCAUGCGACUUGACAUUACAUUGGAAAAAGGCUGUGAAGCACAACCAAUCCUUCACGAGUUGUCCCGGCGACGAGGAGAGGUCCUUGAAUGUUGUGGAACUCAUUGGGGAGCAACAUUGAUAUGUGCUCAUCUUCCGCUUUCGGAAAUGGCUGGUUUUCCUACCACCUUGAGAACACUUUCGUCGGGGCUGGCUUCUCUGCACACUCAAGUGGCUGAUUAUCAGAUCGUUUCUGAGCACGAUCAAGUUGCUAUAAUUAAUAAAAUCAAAGGUGUAAGUAGCUAG
This is a messenger RNA of Ostertagia ostertagi, 1038 nucleotides long. NCBI's taxonomy places the organism in Eukaryota, Metazoa, Nematoda, Chromadorea, Rhabditida, Trichostrongylidae. The record is from the annotation of a GenBank genome assembly.